This is a messenger RNA of Cucurbita maxima (winter squash), 1666 nucleotides long. RefSeq names its product probable glucuronoxylan glucuronosyltransferase IRX7. Gene Ontology annotation, molecular function: glycosyltransferase activity. Bases 219 to 1520 code for a protein of 433 amino acids. NCBI's taxonomy places the organism in Eukaryota, Viridiplantae, Streptophyta, Magnoliopsida, Cucurbitales, Cucurbitaceae. The record is from RefSeq and is a predicted model, not a curated record. The transcript is spliced from 3 exons.
UUUGGGCUUUCACAAACACAACCAAUCCUCACAAUCCCAAAAGAAGCAAAAACCCAUCAAAUUUUUUCUUGUUUUAGGCAUUGCUUAAUCUGUUCUUCAAAUCCCUCUCUUCCUUAGCUUCUACGCAUCAUCCACCAAACAUUCAAUCCCUAAACUCCACAACUCUUAUCUUAUCAUGUGAAUCAAUAUCUAUCUAUCUCCUUAUUGUUCUUCCUAAGAUGGUCGAAAUUUCAAGAACAUCAAAGAAAAAUCCGUUCUUGACCACAAAUCAAAGAAAAAACACCACUUUUUACUUCAAAUUCUUUCUUUCCGCUUCUCUUUCCUUCUAUUUCUUCACUUUUUUCCUCCUUACCCAUAAUCCCAAUCUGGGUUUGAUCCAUCAUCAUCAUUAUGUCUCUAAUUCCAACGCCUUUGCCUCUAAAGCUCUCGUCCAAUCCGAACCCAACGAUUUCAAACUCUUUGUCUACGAUUUGCCGCCGGAGUUCAACGCCGAUUGGCUUUCCGACGGCCGGUGCGGCGGCCAUUUGUUUGCCUCCGAGGUGGCAAUUCAUAGAGCCCUGUUGACAAGCAGGGUUCGGUGUAUGGACCCUUAUGAGGCGGAUUUCUUCUUCGUUCCUGUUUAUGUUUCGUGUAAUUUUAGCUCCAUUAAUGGGUUGCCGGCUAUUGCUCAUGCUCGCCCUCUUUUGGCCUCCGCCGUGGCGGCUAUCUCUCGUGAAUUUCCGUUUUGGAAUCGGAGCGGCGGCGCCGACCAUAUCUUUGUCGCUUCCCAUGACUAUGGCGCUUGUUUCCAUGCCAUGGAGCAUGAGGCUAUGGCAGAUGGGAUACCGCAAUUCUUGAAGCAUUCGAUCAUUUUGCAGACUUUUGGAGUUAAAUAUAAGCAUCCAUGUCAGGAUGUUGAGAAUAUUCUUAUUCCACCUUAUAUUCCACCGGAAUCUGUGGAAGAAUCCGUCGUCCACGGCCGUCGGAGAGACAUAUUCGCGUUUUUCAGGGGAAAAAUGGAGGUAAACCCCAAGAACUUCGGUGGCCGAUUCUACGGCAAGCGGGUUCGGACUUUGAUUUGGAAGAAAUUUCACCGGCACCGGCGGUUUUACAUCAAAAGGCAGAGGUUUGCUGGUUACCGGUCGGAAAUAAGCCGGUCGGUUUUCUGUUUAUGUCCUCUAGGGUGGGCCCCGUGGAGUCCGAGAUUGGUUGAGUCGGUUGCACUUGGUUGCGUGCCGGUUAUCAUAGCUGAUGGUAUCCGGUUGCCGUUCCCCGAUGCCGUGGACUGGCCGGGAAUAUCGUUGACUGUGGCGGAGAGAGACGUCGGAAAAUUGGGGAGAAUUCUUGAACGUGUGGCAUCGACCAACCUCUCCACCAUUCAAAACAACCUCUGGAACCCCAAAAAUCGGCAGGCCUUACUAUUCCACAAUCCUAUCCAACCACAUGACGCCACGUGGCAAGUAAUUAGAACCCUGGCAAAGAAGUUGGAUAGCUCGUUUAGGAGUUCGAGACUUCCAAACCAGUUGAAGAACGACACGUAGGAUGCCAGAUGGACUUCUUUCGUUAGAGGUAAAAGAGGAGUUUUUUUUUAUUAUUAUUUUUUUUUUGGUUUCACGAGUACGGCUGGACAGUACUAGUUGGGCGGUGGGGACACGUGGCAGAGUUUUCUCCGUGGGUGUAGUUAAAA